Messenger RNA from Rhopalosiphum maidis (corn leaf aphid), 1893 nucleotides. RefSeq lists its product as uncharacterized. The record is from RefSeq and is a predicted model, not a curated record. The transcript is spliced from 4 exons. Lineage: Eukaryota; Metazoa; Arthropoda; Insecta; Hemiptera; Aphididae. The coding region runs from base 358 to 1758 and encodes 466 amino acids.
AAAAUGUAAUUAUUAUAUUAUAUUGUCAUUUAUGUUUCUAAAUUUUGUUUUAUUAACUAUUAAUUACCAACUAUCUGUAAUAGCAGAUUCGGUAUUAAAAUCUAAUUAGUAUAAAUGAUUUUUUUACCUACUUGCCAAAAUAGUAUAGCAUAACAAGUAUUGAAAAACUUUUGGCGAUGACUAUUAUGUAAAUAGAUCUUAUAAUAAGUAUCACUAGUUAAAUUGGAAACAUUUCAUAGACAAAAUCAUGGACAAAAUGACAGAUUAUUUAAAAUCAAAAUUAAUGUGUGCAUUUAAUAUACCUUUAUAAAUGGUUUUUUGGAUGUUGGAUAAAUUGAUAGCACAUUUUCAGAUAAAAUGGCAUUAAAUUUUGAGUCUAAUGUACUUAAUUCAUUUGAGAAUAUAUCAUCUAAAGUUUCAUUUUGGAACAUUGACUUACCUAAAAGUCCAUGGGAUGUAGAUGAUGAUUUAGAAGACUUGGACGUAUUGUGUGAAUUGGUUAGAAAUCAAUACUUGAAACGUCUCCAUCAAACAUUGCUCAAUAAUUUAAAUGUUACUAAUAGUUACCAAAAAAAACCUGUUAAUCAGAUUCAACAUUGUAUUGAUAUAUGUAUGGUUGAAUUGGAAAAGCAAGCUUUAAGACGAUGUAUGAUUGCUAGUAUUUAUCGUGAAGGCAUGACUAAUUUGAUUAAUAAAGUCAAGACUUGCACAAAAAAUUCAAUGCUAUAUGAUUUACUUAAACAAAUUAUUGAUUCAAACAAUCAAAUGCCAUUAUGUGAAAAAUUAUUUGGAGCUGAGAAUGUAACAAACAAAUCAGUGGGUAUUGAUGUAAGUGUUAAUACUGAACAAAAAUGUAAUAAAGUUACAUCAACACAGACUGAAAUAUGGACAGAUCCAGACAAUAAUUUACCUGUUCAUUUUCCUGUUAAUAAAAUAAACACAGAUCUGGUUAAAGAACCUAUUUUACCUUCUAGUUCCUAUAAUUUGAAAUCUAAGAUCUCUGAAUCAAAUAUUUUUAAUAAUUUAAAUUCUUUAUUAAAAUCAUCUUGUUCUUCAAAUUCCUCUUCCGAUGCUCAUAUGGAAGUAAAUUACAAGUAUGAAUCUUCUGAAUUUGAAGAUUUACAAAGGAAAGACGAACAAGAAAAUUCUACAUCAAAUGAUUUAUUAAGUAUAAAUGCAUUAUUAAGAGAUCUUCAAGAUUCUCCUGAAUAUGAACAACAGUCUUCAAAAUUAGAAGAACGUUUAAUUGCCUUAGGGUUAGCAAUUGAAAAUAAUAAUUCCACAGAGAAUUUAACCGACUUAACUAAACCAAUUAAUAUAAGUCCUGAUAUUAUACGACCUGAUAAAAUAAAUGAAAUUCUUUCGGACAAAUUUAAAAGUAAACGAGUAGCCAAAUCAUAUCAAUUACGAAACAGUAUGAAUAAAUUGCCUCAAAGUCUACAAAUAAGACUGAACCAAAAAUUUAAAGACUUGUUUGGAAAUAGCCAUUCUUAUGAAUGUGAUCCAUUAUCUGAAGAAGAAGAACGUAUUAUAGCUCAUAAAAGGAUUGUAAAAAUGGUUGUCGAAUUUAUGACACCUUAUUACAAAGCACACCGUAUCAACAGACAUUUAUUUAAAAAUCUUGCUAAAUUAAUCUCUAAGAAUCUUAUGGAUCGAGCAUAUGACCCAGAUGAAAACACAGUAGCCAAUGGAGUUAAUGAAUUUUUUGCUGGAAAUAGAUGCAUUAAGACAGUUGAAGAUAUCUAUAUCAAUAAUUGAAUACCUAAUUGCUUCAAUACAUCAUAAUUAACCAAUUUACUACAAUGAUUAUUUUAUUGUACACAUAACACAUUUAUGAUUUUCAAUUACUUAAUGUUUUUUUUUUACUUAAUAUAUACAUAUAUUAUACAUUUA